This is a messenger RNA of Meloidogyne enterolobii, 851 nucleotides long. The record is from the annotation of a GenBank genome assembly. NCBI's taxonomy places the organism in Eukaryota, Metazoa, Nematoda, Chromadorea, Rhabditida, Meloidogynidae.
UUUUCAGAAUUUUUAUUGUACAAAUAUACGACAAAUUAAAAAUGAAUUAUUCCCCUUCAAACAAUCUUGGCUUUUACCAUGGAUUUGUUGCAUCCUUAUCAGUUGUAGUAGUGUCAGAACUUGGAGACAAAACAUGGUUUAUUGCUGCGAUUUUGGCAAUGCGCCAUUCAAGAUUGACCGUUUUUUCUGGUGCAAUAUCUGCGCUUGCUUUAAUGACUGUUCUUUCUGCUUGCCUGGGAUGGUUUGCGCAAUUAAUUCCUUAUUGGUUUACUUUCUACAUGUCUACAGCUCUCUUUGCUCUUUUUGGGUUAAAAAUGCUUUAUGAAGCUUGGCAUAUGUCUGCGGCUGAAAGCAAAGAGGUACAAGAAGAAGCCCAAGCUGAAAUUCAAAGAAAAGAAUUGGACAUGGAAUCAACAAAAUAUUCUUCUUUAGAAAUGGGAGGUGCUGAAGAUAAAAACCAGAGCUCUUCAGCGUGGCGCAUUAUUUCAUUUAUUUCAACUCUUUUUGUAAAAUCUUUUAUACUAACUUUUCUUGCCGAAUGGGGUGAUCGCUCUCAAUUAACUACAAUCAUUUUAGGAGCACGAGAGGAUGUUGUAGGAGUUAUUCUUGGUGGAAUUCUUGGUCAUACAAUUUGUACUGGAAUUGCUGUGCUAGGUGGACGAUUAUUAGCUCAACGGAUAUCUGUUCGGACUGUAACUCUAAUUGGCGGUAUUGUCUUUCUUCUUUUUGCUUUUUCUGCAUUUUUUGUUGGAGAUGCUAGCAGAUCAUCUUUGGGACUUGGUUCAAAUAAUAGUACAUCAUUUACUAAUAAUUUGGGAAGAUCAGAAAUUCAGGAAAGAAAAGCAAAGUAA